Messenger RNA from Sphaerodactylus townsendi, 7581 nucleotides. It is a transcript of the gene NR3C2, whose product is annotated as nuclear receptor subfamily 3 group C member 2. The transcript has 10 exons. Bases 635 to 3610 code for a protein of 991 amino acids. The record is from RefSeq and is a predicted model, not a curated record. Gene Ontology annotation, molecular function: DNA-binding transcription factor activity; zinc ion binding; sequence-specific DNA binding. NCBI's taxonomy places the organism in Eukaryota, Metazoa, Chordata, Lepidosauria, Squamata, Sphaerodactylidae. Gene Ontology annotation, biological process: regulation of DNA-templated transcription.
GAAAAGUUUACACCCUCCGAAGCUGCGCUCUCGCUCUCUCUUCCACCCACCUCUUCCCGCGUCUGCGCCGCUGGGAGUUUUACCUGGAAUGACAGAAGUUUUUUUCUUCCCCUUCAAAAAAUAUUUGGGCAAGGGUGUCUCCUUUUGAAAAAUAUAAUAAAACCUGCUGGCUCCAACGCUCCCCGGCCUCUCCCUCCUGCCCUCUAAUGUGACGGAACGGGGCAAGCCUCUCUCCAGACCGCCUUGCUGGGGGAGAGCGAGCUGUCACCGAGGAGGUGGUGAUCCGAGUGGACUUGACCGUUUCCAGCGGCGCGGCCCCGGGGGAGAGGCUGCAACGACCCGCUGGCUGCCGCCGCGCCUGCCCGGGAGUUGCGUGUGAGACUGGGGCGACCCCCCGCGGCCCGCUGCCAGGAUUUAACCCCAACUCGCCUCCGGAGACUAGAUCCGCCGCUGCCGUUGCCGUUCGUCCCUGGUCACCCGACGCUUCUGGGGGGAGGGGGUCCUGUCGAGCUGGAGGGGUCUUGCCUCCUCCGGCCAUUGCACGUCGCGGGGAGGAAGAAUGAAGGAGGAAGUUGAAUGAAGUGGUGCAAAAUUGAUAAAUACAUGCCAUGAUUUGCCACAAGUGGCUUCAUUUAUGGAGACCAAAGGCUAUCACAGUUACCCAGAAAGCCUAGAUAUGGAGAGACGCUGGAGUCAAGGUUCCCAGUCUAUGGAGUGUACUUCUUCAGGAGAACAGGCUGAAGAAAGUAACAACUAUAUGGAGAUUCUAAAUGUGAGCUGUGUUUCUGGUGCUUUUCCAAAUAGCAACGCUCAAGGAAGCAACAAAGAAAAACCUGAACUACUUUCUUGCAUUCAGCAAGACCAUAGCCAGCCUGGUAUUUCAAUAUCUGAUAUAAAAACUGAGCCGGACUCAAAGGAACUUUCUGCAACUGUAGCUGAAUCAAUGGGCUUGUACAUGGAUUCUGUAAGAGAUGCUGAUUUUACCUAUGAUCAGCAAAGUCAACAAGGAAACAUAAAUCAUGGAAAGAUGUAUCAAAAUGUUGAGCAACUGGUAAAAUUAUACAAGGAGAAUGGCCAUCACACCUCACCCCAGAACACUUCAAGCAGGCCCCUGAGACCUCUAAUAUCAGACUCUGCAAGCUCUAUGAAUGGUGGCAUCAUUCCAGCGAUUGUCAAAAGCCCCAGAGUGUGUCAAGAGAAGAGUCCUUCAGACUGUAGUCCUCAAAACAUCACUUCUCCAGUGUGCAGUCCUCCUGGAAUUAAUUCUGUAUCUUCAACUACUCCUACUAAUUUUGGAAAUUUCACAGUAAACAGCCCAGUAACCCAGGGAACACCUUUGUCAUGCUCUCCCAACAUUGAGAACAGAGGGUCAAUGUUGCACAGUCCUGCACAUGCUAGUAAUGUGGGUUCUCCCCUUUCUAGUCCUAUCAGUAGUAUGAAAUCUCCAAUUUCAAGUCCUCCUAGUCACUGUAGUGUGAAAUCGCCAGUUUCAAGUCCUAAUAACAUCACUAUGAAAUCUUCAAUGCCCAGCCCUGCAACUAUGAACUCCAGGUGCUCUAUUGCCAGCCCUUCUAAUGCCAAUAAUAGAUCCUCUCUGUCUAGUCCAGCUGUUAGUACUAUAGGGUCCUCUAUGUGUAGUCCAGUAAAUGGUGCACUAGCCUUUCCCUCAACUAGUAUACCUGUUGGAUCUGGCACAGACCAAGAUAUUGUUCCUAGUCCAAAUACAAAAGAUAAAGGUGCUUCAGAAAUCAUAUUUCCUAAAAUAGAGGAAAUGGAAAAUGCCAUCUCUAACAAUGAAGUAACUAAUCAAAUGAAUCUUGUUCAGUUUAUAAAAACUGAACCAGAUGGGGUGUUUAGUAGCUCAUGUCUUGGAGACAACAGCAAAAUUAGUUCUGAUUCCCCAUUUUCAGUAUCAAUAAAGCAUGAAAUAACUAAACAUUCUUGUUCUGGUGCUUCUUUCAAAGGGAAUCAAACUGUAAAUCCAUUUCCAUUUAUGGACGGAUCAUAUUUUACUUUUAUGGAUGACAAAGACUACUAUUCGCUUUCUGGGAUUUUAGGACCACCUAUUUCAUCGUUUGAUGGCACUUGUGAAAGUAGUGGGUUUCCAAAUCCAGGCCUCCCUGGAAGAAUUAAGCAGGAGCAUGAAGACAGCAGCUAUUAUCAAGAGAACACUCUGCCAUCUUCAGCAAUCAUUGGUGUGAAUUCAGGAGGUCAGUCAUUUCACUAUAGGAUCGGAGCUCAAGGCAGAAUCUCAUUAUCACGACCUGUUGGUAGAGAGCAGUCUUAUCAGCAUAUUAGCUCGUUUGCUCCAGUAAGUACUCUUGUGGAGACGUGGAAACAGCAUGCCGACAUGUCCACCAGAAGAAAUGAUGGGUAUCCCGUUCUAGAAUACAUUCCAGAAAGUGUAUCAAGCUCUUCAUUAAGAAGUGUAUCAUCAGGAUCCUCCAGACCCUCCAAAGUGUGUUUGGUGUGUGGGGAUGAAGCAUCUGGAUGCCAUUAUGGAGUAGUUACUUGUGGCAGCUGUAAAGUAUUCUUCAAGAGAGCCGUGGAAGGUAAAUCCUCAUGGCAGCACAAUUAUUUAUGUGCAGGGAGAAAUGACUGUAUAAUUGAUAAGAUUCGGAGGAAAAACUGCCCAGCUUGCCGAUUACAGAAAUGUCUUCAAGCUGGAAUGAAUUUGGGAGCUCGAAAGUCGAAGAAGCUGGGCAAGUUAAAAGGGAUGCACGAAGACCCACAACAGCAAGCACAGCAGCCGCCUCCUCAGAGUCCAGAAGAAGGGACUACGUAUAUUGCUCCAGCAAAAGAGCCUUCUGUAAACACAGCACUCGUCCCUCAACUGUCUGCAGUUUCAGCAGCACUUACUCCCUCACCUGCCAUGGUUCUGGAGAACAUUGAACCUGAAAUUGUAUAUGCAGGAUAUGAUAGUUCGAAGCCAGAUACGGCAGAGCACCUGCUCUCCACUUUAAACCGUCUCGCUGGCAAGCAGAUGAUUCAGGUGGUUAAAUGGGCAAAGAUACUUCCAGGCUUUAGAAACUUGCCUCUUGAGGACCAAAUUACUCUAAUCCAGUAUUCUUGGAUGUGUCUAUCAUCAUUUGCCUUGAGCUGGAGAUCUUACCGACAUACAAACAGUCAGUUCCUGUAUUUUGCUCCCGACUUGGUCUUUAAUGAAGAGAGGAUGCGCCAAUCUGCAAUGUUUGAACUGUGCCAGGGAAUGCACCAGAUCAGCCUUCAAUUUGUUCGCUUGCAACUUAGCUUUGAAGAAUACACCAUUAUGAAAGUGCUGCUGUUAUUAAGCACAGUUCCCAAGGAUGGCCUCAAAAGUCAAGCUGCGUUUGAAGAAAUGAGGGCAAAUUAUAUUAAAGAACUGAGGAAAAUGGUAACUAAACAUCCAAACAGUUCUGGGCAAAGCUGGCAGCGCUUUUACCAACUGACAAAACUCUUGGACUCCAUUCAUGAUCUUGUUAGCGAUUUGUUGGAAUUCUGUUUCUACACCUUCCGGGAGUCCCAAGCUCUGAAAGUGGAGUUUCCAGCCAUGUUGGUAGAAAUUAUCAGUGAUCAGUUGCCGAAGGUGGAAUCUGGAAAUGCCAAGCCCCUCUACUUCCACAGGAAGUGACAGAUGUCUUAAUGGAAAAAGAAAACUUUGCCUUAAGUUUCCCUGUGCUAUUCUACACCCAUGAAGGACCCAAGAAACCACAUUUAAAAUAUGCUAUACAAAAAUUGUUCAAAAGUUUGACUAGUCUAAAAACCACAGGAAGAGUUUGGAGGCUGGAAAGAAGUUUAUGUGAACUUGACGAAGUCGUCAAGAUGGUUAAAGAACUAUUACCAUACUCCCAAUACACCAACAUUUAGGGAAAAUAUGUUCCUGUUCCUCUGGAUGAAAAGCCAUAUCUAGUCAAAUAACUCUUUGAUUUUGAUAUUUUAAGAGAUGAACAUUUUAAAUAUGCCAUGUAGUUUCUGGUAUUGUUUGCUUGUUUCAAAAAGGCGUCAAGGACUAAGAUGAACUUUUAAAAGCUUACCGUUGGUUUGCACAUUAAACAAAGUCAAUAUGGGGCAUUAAUUCUUGUACUAUAUACAUGCAUACACACACACACACACACAGACAAAAAAACAACAACCCUGGAUGUGUAAAAUAGAUGAAGCAUUUGGUGUGGAAUAAUCUUGGUAUCUCUAUCUGCGGCAUUUGUUAUCCCAUAUUAUCCAUCAUAAGAUGAUCUACACUGUGUUAAGUGUUCAUUUAUUAUUUAACUUGAAAGGAUAAAAUGUUAAAACAAAUGCCUCUGUUUCAGUUUAUGGUAUCUAUUGUGCUGGCUUUACCAAUAAUUUUUCGCAGUCUUUUGCUGUACUGUACAUUGCUGUAUGUAUAAAUUGAAGGACCUGAAAAAAAAAGGUAUAAGGAACUUUUGUAAAUGAGACCUAAAAUCUUUAAUGGUUAAUAGGAUGAAUGGGAAAGUAUUUUUGGAAGAAUUCUAUUUUGCUGGAGACUAUUUAAUUACUCUUUUUGUCUAAACACACAAGGUAAUUUUUUUUGUAAAGUGAAUUGUUCUGCAUGCAUAAUGAACCGUUUACAGUGUAUUUAAGAAAGGGAAAGCUGUGCCUUUUAGUAUCAUAUCUAAUUUCCCAUCUAACAGUGUCUGUUGUAAAUAACCACCCGUAACCAUUUCCAGUUGUAUUUUGCAUUCUUUUCUAAAUGUUUUCAUUCAUAUUUCUACUCUCCCUUUUCCUCAGCAUUUUAUCUGCUGCUUUUCCAUGGCUCGAGCACGCUAAGUUUUGCUUUGUGUCUCUGGCUAGCUUUGCAGAUAAAUGCACAUUUCAUCUACCAAGAUAAACUCCAAAGGGCACAAUCUUUCAAAAAGAUGUCCCAUUGAUGUGAACCCAGCUGUGUAAGAGUAUAGGCCAAUUGAAGAGAUGGUCUUUCUAGGCUGUGACCAGAACCUCCUCAAAGACUUGUCAGUUCCAGUAUGAAGUGAGGUUAUACCUGCUUCUCUGAUUUACUCAAAGGCCAUAGUCCAGCGCACAGGCAAAUUUGGCAAUUGGUUUCAGUGGGAAUUUUUUGGCACCUAACGCUAUGCUAGAUUGUGGCCAAAGAGAUCAAGAUAAAUAUAUAUUUUAAGUGUCAUCCCUUGUUUUCCUUUUUCAAUCUGGAAUGUAUGUAAAUUACAAAAAAAAUUGAGAUAAUAAAUCCUAAUAUUAAACGUUAUGUUCUGCUAGGAAAAGAUAAUAAUUUAUCACGUGUUCUAGGUAGAUUUGGAUUUAUAUUUGUGAUUGGGGGAUGCUGUUGGCAUAUUUGGAUAGGGUUCAACACCUAGAUACAAAACCAGGUUAUUUACUUUUAUAUCCCACUGAUUUUAGUACCAUUUCCUUGCAUGUAGUUGCAUUUAGGAUUGUCAUCUCAAUAUAGUCAAGUAAUUGUAAUUUUUUAACACUUUUAUAAAUUGGCCAUAAAAACAGAACUAACGAACACUGACAUGAAUUUUUUUCUGAUCUUACUGAUUUGGACAUUUUUAUGAGGACAUUUUAUGAGCGUAGAUUAUAAGGACAGGUCUUGUGGUGCAAGGAGUCGUUUAUGAUCCAAGGCAUAAAGCAUUCCAUUUUGGGAAUACUUUACACUUUGGAUCAUAAACAACAAAAACUCUUCCAGUGAUCACUGCUAGGGGCAUUCAAUUUAAACGGGAGAAAAUAGCCAGUCAUACUUUUCUGAAUCUGUGGCCAGGCAGAGGUUUAUGGUUAAGCUGAAAUAUGAAAAAGUCUUAACUACAGCUGGCAUCCCAUGAGAUAUGUUCAAAGCCUGACUUGCUUUCUUCAUGGAAGAACAGAUUCCCACAAAGUAUCACUAACUGUUUCUGAAGUAUCUGCACUUUCUAAAGCUAUUUGCCAUACAAUUGGGGGGGGGGGGGCACCUUUUCAAGAAAUAGAAGCCUAAAGUCUACUAGGCUCAUGAGAUAAUUUUAUGAUUCACCAAAUUAGUUUCCAGAUUCACAACGGGUGAGACGUUUUUGCAUCUAAUAAAAAAGAUGCAAACUUUUCCCUUUUUUUAAUUUCAUGAGAAAUCUGCAUAAGGCUAUACAGGGGAAUGAUCAAUAUAAACAAUUAGACAUGCAUAUAUUAUUUACCGUUUUAGAACGUUAAUUCACAAAUCAGCUCCUUUGAUCUGCACAGCAAUAUGAAAGCCACACUUCCAAAGUGAUUAAAAUACACAGCAUGCGGACUGGAUGUUUAUAGUUUUCACAAAUAUCCCUUUCAUUUUCUUUUUUUAAAAAACCACACUAAAAUUGGAGUUUGGAUUAUCCAGGUUUAUGGUAAAUGCAGUAUGCUGCUGCUUUUUUAUUAACAAAGUUACUGAAUAUUUUCUAUCUCUAAGUAACUUUGAUUAAAAUACUAAAGCCAUAUUCUUUUUUUAAAAAAGAAUCUACUGUUAAAGGUUUGUCCCAAUUCACACUGUUGUCUGUUUGCUCUUAUUUUUUUGUACCUUACUGCAUUUAAUCUUGGUUUGGUACAAUUCAUAAGUCACAGAAAUGUCAUAUAAUUAAAACACUAAAUUAGUUUAAAAAAUAAUUUAUAUCUUUAUGCAAAAUAUGUCUGUCUUUGCAAAUAAUUGUAAACAGAUUAUAAUAAAUCCUUUACUUUAAUCACCUAUUCAUGAAACUAUUGAUUAUUGCUUAGAAAAAUCAUUAAAAUAAUUAAAUUUAAAAAUGGAAAAAUACCAGGAGUACAUUGUACUUAGAAUGAAAUAGGCAUCUUGUCUCCUGCAAAAUAAGAUAAACUAAACUUCAAACUGUCAUUCUUUUUUUCAAAUCGUAAAUUGUGUUGAUUGAGUGUAAUGAUUUUGUGGCAAUGACUGAAGAUAUACAACAAGAACAUUGUAUUCAUAAGUAAAAAUGUAAAAUAGUUUUAAUUUGCUGCAGUGGGUUAUCUCAAGAAUAAUAUUGCAUUGCAGUGUGUAACCCCUCUUGUUGCACAGAACAAAACAGAACAAGGACUAAAAGCUUGCAAUAUCAAAACCUUAAUAAAAUAUACUUUAUAAUCAAUAAUGCAAAAAUCUAAUUCACAGGGUGGUAUUUUCACUGACUUAAAAAAAACCUUUAUGAAUUUAAACCAUUCUACAUUUAAUGCACUUUUAAUUGUCUAUUAAAGAUGUGACUGAGAGAAAGAGAGAAAGAGAGAGACUCUGAGAAGCGGGGUGUGUAAAGGUGGGGGAGUGCAAUUUUAUCUGGCAGAUGAGCCACCUGAUAGGCAGCCGUUACAAUGCCGGAUACUCACAAUAAUGUUUCAGAGUACAUGGAGUCAAACAGCACACACCUCUGGGAACUCAGCACAUCAAGGGCCUUGUGCAGAAGGAGGGAGGGGGUUGUGUACUAAUAAUGAUAUAUUACUGGAUGAAAAAUAAAAAGCAGCCAGCACUAUGGUGUAAAACAGCAAAAUCUAUGCAUAAUGAUGCAUUAAUAAUUAGGGGCUUGCUUCUGUAUGUUUAAACUUUUUUGAAUAAAUAGAAAAUUACUGUUUGGCCUUUAUGUUAAUGUCUUUAAGAACAUAAUUUUUUAUAAGUUGUACAAAUAUACAUGAAUUAAAAUGGUGUGAUUCCAGGUA